Ipomoea triloba (trilobed morning glory) is the source of this 1570-nucleotide messenger RNA. RefSeq names its product putative 12-oxophytodienoate reductase 11. Bases 143 to 1420 code for a protein of 425 amino acids. The record is from RefSeq and is a predicted model, not a curated record. Gene Ontology annotation, molecular function: FMN binding; oxidoreductase activity. The transcript has 6 exons. NCBI's taxonomy places the organism in Eukaryota, Viridiplantae, Streptophyta, Magnoliopsida, Solanales, Convolvulaceae.
GGCGGCAAUUAGCUUUCACCUCACUUCCCUAUCACUGCCUUCUAUAAAUACGAGAAGGAAAUCCAUCCAGGAAGUAAAGCCACUUACCUUGGGCAGAAUUGUAGAAAUCAGAAAAAAUUGUAGGGCAAAAGUGACCUUAGAAAUGGCGAACAAUGUCGGCGAUGGACAGGAAGAGAAGCAGCAGGGAAUUCCUCUGCUCACACCCUAUAAAUUGGGAACCUUUCAGUUAUCUCACAGAAUUGUAGAAAUCAGAAAAAUUUGUAGGGCAAAAGUAAGCUUAGAAAUGGCGAACAAUGUCGGCGAUAGACAGGAAGAGAAGCAGCAGGAAAUUCCUCUGCUCACACCCUAUAAAUUGGGAAACUUUCAGUUAUCUCACAGAAUUGUUUUGGCACCCCUGACAAGGCAGAGAUCUUAUGGCAAUGUUCCUCAGCCUCAUGCUAUUUUGUAUUACUCUCAGAGAACCACGAAAGGGGGUCUUCUAAUAGCAGAAGCCACAGGAGUUUCUGACACUGCCCAAGGAUAUCCCGAUACACCUGGUAUAUGGACAAAAGAGCAGGUCGAAGCCUGGAAACCCAUUGUAGACGCAGUGCACGCUAAAGGAGGUAUCUUUUUUUGCCAGCUUUGGCAUGUUGGCAGAGUUUCAAAUAAAGGUUUUCAGCCCAAUGGACAAGCACCUAUCUCCAGCACAGAUAAGUCAUUAACUCCCCAAAUUCGAGCCAACGGCAUUGAUGUAGCAGAGUUCACUCCUCCACGACGGUUAAGGACAGAUGAAAUCCCUCAAAUCAUCAAUGAUUUCAGACUUGCUGCAAGAAACGCUAUCGAAGCUGGUUUCGAUGGAGUGGAGAUCCACGGGGCUCACGGGUAUCUAAUAGACCAGUUCAUGAAAGAUGAAAUCAAUGACCGAACCGACCAAUACGGGGGCUCUCUGGAGAACCGAUGCAGAUUUGCUUUGGAAAUAGUGGAUGCUAUUGCAAAUGAGAUUGGGGCCGACAGAGUAGGGAUAAGGCUUUCUCCCUUUGCUAACUAUAUGGAAUCUGGAGACUCAAAUCCAAAGGCUUUGGGACUUUACAUGGCUGAAGCCUUGAACAAGUAUGGCAUUCUGUACUGCCAUAUGGUUGAGCCCAGAAUGAAAACAGUUGGGGAGAAGAGUGAAUGCCCAGACAGUCUUUUGCCCAUGAGGAAGGCAUUCAAGGGCACUUUCUUGGUUGCUGGUGGUUAUGACAGGGAAGACGGGAUCAAGGCGGUGGCCGAAAACCGAGGUGAUCUCGUCGUCUAUGGCCGCCUAUUCUUGGCCAACCCCGAUUUACCAAAGCGAUUUGAGCUCAACGCCCCUCUCAACAAGUAUAACAGAGACACAUUCUAUAUCUCGGAUCCCGUGGUUGGUUAUACGGACUAUCCAUUUCUUGAAACCGCUGCUUGAUAUGAUUCUAGGUGAGCCACGUGUAUCCCAAAUGUUGUAAUCACAAACUCUUAGUUGUAUCCGAUACUAUUGAGCACCAGUGUCGCCGACAAGCCCAACAAUAAUCUUUGCAAAUUUACAAUUUAGUUAUAAUAUUUGAAUAUUUUAUUA